Molecule: messenger RNA, 1644 nt
Organism: Nerophis lumbriciformis (worm pipefish)
Lineage: Eukaryota; Metazoa; Chordata; Actinopteri; Syngnathiformes; Syngnathidae
Source: RefSeq, a predicted model, not a curated record
AUGGCGCGACUUGUCAGACUGCGAAGGUCCUCGAUGACGGUGCCGAGUGUAACGCAAUCGUCGAUUCAACGAGAACGGGUCGCUGCGAGGGCCGCUCGAUGCUUUGCAACUGGCGGCGCAAUCGCUUAUGUUGCCGCCAGCCCAUUCAGCCGAGUCGGCGGCAACACGGAAAAUUACUUCAUGGCAGGAAUCAGUGGACUGGCGGCGUAUCUGCCUCCUUACCGAGUGCGUUUGGAUGAUUGGUGCGAUUGGUAUGGUCAGUCAAAAGAAAAGAUGGCGGCGGUCGUUGGCCGUAGCUUUCGCAUGCGCGGGCCAACCGAGAACGUCUACACCAUGGCCGCCGGCGCGCUGCUGCAGCUGAUCGAUAACUAUCAAAUCGAUCCAUCGCGAAUCCGCUUCCUAGCAUUGGGCACCGAAUCGAGUACCGACAACGCAGCCGGCGCCGUGGUCGUCAAAGGAAUUGUCAAUCAAGCGCUGGCAGCUCGCGGACGAACUGAGCUUUCGCGCUAUUGCGAAGUACCGGAAUUCAAACACGCUUGCCUGGGUGGUUUGUACGGCAUUAAGAACGCGGCUCGUUUUCUCGCUUGUGAACCCGACAACUCAAGCCUGGCGGUUGUGAUCAGUUCAGAUAUCGCUGAGUACGCCCGUGGCAGCUCCGGCGAAGCCACCCAAGGCGCGGGAGCGGUGGCCGUGCUGAUGGAAAAAAAUCCAGCUAUCGCGGAAAUCGAUCUGGCCGGUUGUGGCAGCGCGUCAGACUACAGGAUGGUAGAUUUCCGCAAGCCCCUGGGCCGAAUUGUCGGCGAAACCCAGCGCUCUAAUGGGCAGAUUCGCGACUUUCCUGUAUUCAACGGCAAGUACUCUACGACCUGUUACAUCGAUGCGACCAUGCACGCCAUGCGAGAUAUGUUUGAGCGGCGUGGGCUUGAUGCGGCGGAUUAUUUCGAGAAAUUGCCGCUGGCUUUUAUGCAUCGUCCAUAUCGGCGAAUGCCGGAAAGCGGCCUGGGGAUGUCGUAUCUGUUGGCCCUGGCCCAUAGUAAUCGACAACAACAACUGGACCAGUUGGCCGAGGCGGCCGGUGGCACUGGCAAGGCGCUGCGCGAAGAACUUGUCAGCACACCGGCGGUUGCCCGGCUUGUGCAAAGCCAGAGCCUUGCAGACGAGGUAUACCCGCUCGCUUCUUCCGCACUAAAGGCUCUGCGAUCACAGUCGACCUUCGCCGAGCGCGUCCAAAGCAAACUGAUCGUGGGUGCCGAUGCCAUGAUGGAUGUGGGCAACCUCUACACUGCGUCACUCCCUGCCUGGCUUUGUGCUGGCUUUGAAGCUGCGGCGACGCAAGACGGCCUCGAAGCCGGCAGCGAAGCGUUGUUAGUCGGCUACGGAAGCGGCGACGCAGCGGAAGCCAUGCCGGUGCGCUUUGUCUCAGGCUGGCGCGAGGCCGCGUGCAAGAUUGGUUUUGCUACCGCCCUGGAAGGUCCGACCGAUCUGACGCAGCAGCAAUACGAGUCUUUGCACGAUAGUGGGGUCGCAAAAGGCUUGCCCGAGAAUCGGCGACAGCGUUUCGCGCUUGACCGCAUUGGCGAUGAAAAAGCGGGUGACUUUAUUGACUAUGGCAUUGAGUACUACCGUUUCGGCGACAGUGCUUGA